This is a messenger RNA of Echinostoma caproni, 333 nucleotides long. Lineage: Eukaryota; Metazoa; Platyhelminthes; Trematoda; Plagiorchiida; Echinostomatidae. The record is from the annotation of a GenBank genome assembly.
ACACUGGCCAUGUCGAUCAAUCCGGCUCUGAAACUGAAGUUGGAUGAGCUGUUUUUGCGGUGGCUCACCGAUCCUGCUACUCAAAACGUUUUACACGAAAAUUUAAUCCAACUCAAAGCAAAUGAAUCCUUACAAACGAUGCUGGCCGUCCCGAGCGGAGUGGUUGUGGGCCCCAUGUCUUCUUCCGUAUACAGCUUUUUCUAUGGUUCCAUCCCAUGUGAAUCACCCGCUCCAAAUUUCGACGCAUCGGCUGGUGGUGUUUCGUCAGUCGGCGCCACCUCAUACGAAGAUGUUCAGUCCGCGUUCACCCCGGCGUCAUGUACCGUCGGUUAG